Exserohilum turcica Et28A is the source of this 4915-nucleotide messenger RNA. RefSeq lists its product as uncharacterized. The transcript is spliced from 4 exons. The coding region runs from base 1 to 4905 and encodes 1634 amino acids. The record is from RefSeq and is a predicted model, not a curated record. NCBI's taxonomy places the organism in Eukaryota, Fungi, Ascomycota, Dothideomycetes, Pleosporales, Pleosporaceae.
AUGCACGCCUUGAUUCUUCUGCCCUUCUUUCUUUUACUCCAGUUAUGCCAGGCCAUCACAUCACCUGAUAUCUACUCCCUUACACAGCCCGCAGCGGCCAGUGUAGCUCUACCCGAGGACAGUCUGCCACCUACUGUGCCUUCGAAAUCGAGAUAUGCCGCUGGGCCGAGCUCCGGGUUGAACAUCUUCCUACCAGACUAUGAAGCAGACCCCAAUUGGCUUCCCCUGACACUAUCUCUCAAGACCAUCGGUUUACAAGUCAAGGUUCUCGAUACGCUGAACAUUUCUUCACAAUGCUGGACUUUGCUUGUCUACACGUCUCCAAGCGUGAGCUACAGCCCAACCUCUGCACAUGUUUCAGCCUUCAAGUCUUUCGUCGCCAGGGGCGGGAGGUUGAUUUUCAUGAGCCAGGUUCCUUCCGCUCUUCAAUCUCUCGCAGGAGUGUCUGCGUCUACUAUAGACGUGAGUGGUGCGAGGUCGCUUUUGCAGGUGACCAACACCGAGACGACCGUCCAGGCUCUCCAAGGUUUCGACUUCACUGACUACUACGACACGAACAUGCCUUUUUAUGAAAACUACACUCAGGAAGGCCUUGUCAAUGUUGGCUACACGCCCGUCAAGGGCGCACAAACACUUGGCAAAUACCAGGUUCGAAACAAUGGUGUGGACAGCGCAGACAAAUCGGCUACAAGCGCAGCAAUAGUCAAGUACCAGCCUUCGGGUUCGAGCGGCUAUGUGUACAGUUUCGGAAUGGAUCUUGGCUAUCUGUUUAUCCAGGCGCAGAAUGAAGCCGGCGGCUACUCGCAGUGGUACGAUGGACAUUACUACCCUGGGUACGAUAUCGGCACACGCAUCAUCAAGAACAUUGUCACUACCAGCCCCCAAUUCGUAAGCCUAUGGACCGUCCCAUACAACAAGGGACUCGCUUUCACUACUACCUGGGAUAUCGACACAUACGUCUCGUACCCCCAUGGCCAGGGAAUAGCGGCCGCCGCACAGGAUAGAGGUGCCGCCGGUAACUUGAAUCUUCACACCAAGUACAUUACCGAUGCCUAUGAGAAUGCAUACUUUCAGUACGGCAUUCCAUACAUCUAUCAGAUCACAGGGUUUCGAACGGCUCCUGACGGGUACCCAUAUAUCGAUUUUGGCUCUCACACUGUCAGCCACUCGCCCAAUGCAGCAGGUUUCCCCUAUGGUACUCUUAAUGAACAGUUUGUUCAAGGGAGCACCGCAGGGUACGCGCCGUACAUUCACCAAUGCGGACCCAACGCUGACGGGACACCUUCGAACGACGAGGAAUGCAUAAAGGGAGGUCCUAGCGGACUCACUUUCUAUACGACGGGUGGCACUUCAUCGGGCGAAGUCCGCGUGAGUGGAUACCUUAUCAGAUAUCUACUCCAGGAUGUAUUCAAGACCAACUACAACCUCACUACCUAUCGUCCAGGAAACCUUGCGUGGAGCAAGUACCAAGCCACGCACUGCGUCGCGAACGGAUUCAUUGGUGGUUCUUCAUGCUCCGGAAACUCUCAUCUCACUCACCUUCCCUUUCAAGUCACCCACAAUCGCGAACCGUUCCAGGAGCUCACAUACUACGAGUUUCCACUCCAGUGGUCCGAUGGUGACGGGAACAUGAGCAGUGCCAUCUUUCCCGGUUCGGACUUCUCCAACCAAAUCAGCGAUAUCAAGAAAAUGGCACGUUAUGGCGGUCAUUACAACAUCUUGAUUCACCCUUCAGACGCCUUGUUCGACAAAAUUCAAAUCCAGCGCGCAUUCCACGACAACGUACGUCCUUUUGCAGUCUUCUUCAAUCAGACAGGAAUCGCCAACUGGUGGACCAAUCGGGACCGUGCCGUCGUGACCAUCACGGCAUCAAGUAUCACAUCUGUAACGAUGACAGUCCGUUUGGAUGGCCCUACUGAAGGACUCACCAUACAAGUACCUCGGACCUAUGCCUUCAAGUCCACUACGGGCUCUCUUUCCGUCUGCCAGCAGCUUUCGUACGACAAGACAACGAAUGCAGUAGUACUGCGCAACACGGCAAAGGGCCUGUACACGCUGACUUUCACCGUCGGUUUACUCGACGCGUCCGUCUCUACAUGCCCCGACUUCACACCAAAAGCGCUUGGCGAUACUGAAUGCAUAGCGUGGGACGUUAUGAUUGACGAUUUUCUCGAGCUGUACUUUGGCAACAACAAUGUCAAUCUACUUUUGUUGAAGACGAUUGCAACAGGCCUUUCGUCGAACAACGUGGACGGCACUUUGCAGCUCACAGCAACUACAAACAGCGGCGUCAACUCGUACUUUACGGAGAUCUCACGCUUCUGCUUCGACGCUUCGAUCUACACACAUCUGUACUUUGACAUGGUCGCUCCUCAAGGAACCACCUUUUACGUACAACUUGUCUCGUACGAUUCCGGGUGCAACACUGAAAAGCCAAGCGCCACAUACUUGGAUGUGUCCGCAUACGCCGCUGCAGACGGUCUGAAUCAUACGGUUACCAUACCAUUGUCAGACUUCGUCGGGCAGGAUAUGCAGCAUGUUCGCGGAAUACGUAUCGGCAACAUCUCACCAGCCCUUACGCCCAUUUACAUUGAUAACAUCAAGAUCCAAAAGCGAUGUGUGACAGCCCCAGGAGAAGACCGUACUCAGGGCCUUGCUAUCGAGUCCUUCCAAAAUGUUGAUCGGUGGAUCACUGGCAUCAACAACGUCUUCGGCGAUACCGACCACAACAAUUCGAUGACGUUUGCAAAACUCUCAGAGCUGGGGAGAAUGCAGCUGUUGCCUGCGAACACGAACUCAUACUUUUACACCGAUACUGCUAUCGACGGAGUGAAUCUGAACGCCACCGGGUACACUGCAGUCUCCCUAAAUGCGCGCGGUCCGGCUGGUGGCUCUUUUGACGUUGUCGUGAACUCUGGUACUGGUACUACCUCUACCGUCAACACCAAGUCGUAUGCUACCUUGGGCCAGGACAAGUUUACAAACAUUACAAUCCCUCUUUCGGCAUUCUCGGGACUCCGUACUGAUGCCAUGAGUCGCAUCACACUACGCAACUUCACACCCAAUGGUGGUUCUGCUGCAAGCAACUUCACGCUACGAUGGAUCUCUCUUCUGGGCGGACCUCCCGCAGGUGCUGCCGAUGCACGUUGCGCGAAGGCCUCUGGCUAUGUUGUGCUUGACUUCUGCGAUCCGACUGAAUUCAAAACGCAGACCAACGCCCUUGGAGGUUCCAUGUCGGACAACAAGACGAUGCAGGCUUACAAGCAAGUCGCCAGUGGAUCCGUGGAUCUCGUCCCUCGCGACGCGAAGUCCUUGUUCUACACGCUGCUCGCACAGCCAUCUGGCUGCGCAGCGGUCAACGGUUCUUACAAUGCGAUCAAGCUCUCCGUUUCCGGUCCGCAAGGCUCAACCGCGUAUGUUGGUUUCAAGUAUGGCACUCAGGGCUGCAACACCAACGCGCUCACAUCUUAUGUCCCGAUCACCUUCAACAGUGCACCGACACAAAUCACGGUUCCUUUCUCGCGCUUCCCGACUUCCUUUAACGCCAAGUAUCUCCAGUCAUUUAUCAUGACCAACUUCAGUUCUCCAGGCUCAACCUAUCGUCUUCAAUCCUUGGUCUUUACAGGACCUAUUGAUAGCCCUGGUUGCGCGCUUUGCUCAGGCACUAUCCUCAACUCGUGCACAUUCGCGUCCGAACCCCCACGGACGAAUUCACUUCUUGGCGCCUCGACUGAUGAAGGAUCUCUGGCUGCAUAUUCCGUCACUAACGACGGCUCACUCAGCAUGACUUCUAACAGCGGCUCAUACUGGUACUCUCAAUUUAGUUCCAGCACCUGCUACAAUGCGAACAAGGUGAAUGCAACAGGCAUUCAGCUCUCCGUUGCGGCUGCCGCAGGCACCAAUUUCCAAGUUUCGAUGCGCUGGAAGACGGAUGUUGAGUGUACACUGACGUCGCCUGCAUCUUCGGUUCCCAUCAGUUCGUACGCGACAUUUUCCGGCACUGACUCGUACCAAAUCGCAAACAUUCCCUUUUCGGAUUUCCCUGGAAUGAACUCGAGCAGGCUCGACAGCAUCGCGUUGUCGGCGUUCAGCCCCUCUAAUGCGCAGAUCAAGGUCGGCUGUGUCAGUUUGACUUCCACGGCAGCCGUGCCAUCGAAUCAGACGUGCAACUGCCCUGAUACCGCGUGGUUGAACUACUGCACUUCCAAGAACGUGGACCGCAAUGCCAAUGGCAAUGCGCAGAGCGACGACGGGACCAUGGCGGUUGCACCGUAUAUCAAGGACGGCGGUCUGGCUCUGCAACCUUCUGUCUCUGGAUCUUACUGGUACUCGCUGCAGAGCUGCGUCGAUGUUUCCACAUCUGGCUUCCUCUAUCUCAACGUCACAGCAAAGGCGGGUGCAAGCUUCAAUGUGCAGCUGCAGAGUGGUGGCAACGGCUGUGCUGCUUCUACAAUGCUUCAGCGAGCCAGUGUGGCAAGCAGUGCUUAUGGUACUCUGAGCGGUUCUCCUGUUGUCCUGAAAAUCCCCCUUUCGGCUUACACCGCGAGCAACAGCGCUUUCUCUCUCAAGACGAUUAGCGCGGUUAUUUUGGAAGGGUUCAGCGCGGAAACCUCGACAUAUCUCAUCCAUUGUGCGUACUUUGGUAAUGGUACGGCGAGUGCUGCAAUGGCUGGGGCAUCUACUGGUUCAUCGUCUGGCACAUCGUCCGGUACAUCGUCUGGUACUUCAUCUGGAACAGUAGCUGGACUGUUAGCUGCAACGCCAGCUGGAACAUCAAGCGGCACAUCGACUGGCACAACCAGUGCCACGACGAGUGGUCUAUCAAGUGGUACGACUACAGGUGCAACAAGUGCUGCUACACCGAGUGGUUUAGCAAGUGGUACAUCGAGGAGCACAGGUGUAUAGAUAUGAAUGU